UACACAGGAUGUGCUGCUCAGCUGUUUUCCUUUAUGUUCUUCAUCUCAGCAGAAUAUUUCCUGCUGACCAUCAUGUGCUACGACCGCUACGUGUCCAUCUGCAAACUGUACUCGGUGGUGCCUCCUGCCCUGAACCCCCUCAUCUACAGCCUGAGCAACCAGGAGCUCAAGGCUGCAGUGUGG
Messenger RNA from Melospiza melodia melodia, 183 nucleotides. Its product is annotated as olfactory receptor 8A1-like. The transcript has 2 exons. Gene Ontology annotation, molecular function: G protein-coupled receptor activity; olfactory receptor activity; odorant binding. Gene Ontology annotation, cellular component: membrane. The annotation marks the transcript as partial. Gene Ontology annotation, biological process: G protein-coupled receptor signaling pathway. The record is from RefSeq and is a predicted model, not a curated record. Lineage: Eukaryota; Metazoa; Chordata; Aves; Passeriformes; Passerellidae.